UUUUCAAUUCCGCCCUGGUUAUAAUUUGCUGCGUUUCCAUGAGAUCAAGUUUUGGACGUUUAUCCGAAUUGAAGGGUUACUCGAGUUUCGUUUGGAAAGUCUGGUUCUUGGUCUUCUUAGGAAAGAACCCACAGCAUGACUAAAUUGACCUUUGCGGUUUAGAAUUUAAGACUCUGUCUUUCCAAGGCAUUACGUUCUUCAACAAAAAGAGGAUCAGAACUGAACAGAAACAUGCCCUACCAAAUGAAACCUACCCUGCCACGGAGCGUAUCUCGAUCCGCCCUUGUCGUAAGAGAACGCCUCCAAGAAGCACUCGACAAAGAUCUGAAAAAACCCAACGAAUAUGAUGCACUAGUCCAUUACCUUGAAACGUUUGCUGUCUUCACUUCCCGACUGCCUUCAGUGAGGAGACGGUCAUGUGAAUAUAUGCGUUAUUUCAUGAAUCAAGUCUUGGAUAAUAACGUUGACUUUGAACUCUGUGAUGCUAAGAUUAUUAACUGGUGGACACCGUUUCUGAAGAAGUUAUUCCCAUUUACUACAACGGGUGAUGGCAACUGCCUCCUUCAUGCUGUAUCCCUAGCGAUGUGGGGCUGCAAUGACAACAGCCACUUCCUGCGGCGACUGACGUACAUCGUGGUUUCCGUAGAUGCGCCUGACGAGUUUCGAAAGCGGUGGCUGCGGGAACAAAAGUACCAGGAUGAGUGUGAGAGUCGUCUAGAGAUUGUGUUGACCAGCAUGCAAUGGCAAACGCAAUGGGAGGACAUCCUGAAGCAAGCAGAAGACCGAGUUCAGACGACGAAUGUAAACGCCACGGCAUUGGAAAGCCUGGAAGGAAUUCAUAUAUUCGUCUUAGCUAACAUUUUACGCCGACCUAUCAUUGUGUUGAGCGAGACUGUCCAGCAUGACUUUCAAGGUCAGGCCAUCGGAUACAACCAUUUGGGUGGGAUAUAUCUCCCAUUGCUAUGGAAACCAACGGAUUGUGUGCGGACGCCUAUUGUGCUGGCUUAUCAUUCCAGUCACUUUGUGCCCAUGUUGAGUAUGAUGGAUCCGCCAGACGUUGAUAUGUCGACGGAGACUGGUAAACAUGGCGUACCAUUAGUCAGUAGCGACUUGCAGCAGUUGCCGUUACAUUAUCUAAAAGAGGGCGAAGAACGUGAGAGUGGCAACCUGUUGACUUUAUACCUCGAUGUGUUUGAGACUGACAUGAUCGUCCGGGGCACUCAUGUACCAGUUUUAUACGCAAAGUUUCGUUUUCAAGACAUUGAUCCCGAGUUCAACAUGAUAGACGGUCACAUGGAAAUGUUAGAUUACACCUUUCAGGUUCAGCAGGGUGCAGAGAAGACUAACCUCUUCCCCACCUUGAACAAUCUAGAUGAACCUGGUCAACCACUUGAACCCACUGCUCCCACAGAGUCUUUGCUCUCGAAUAUGAGUGAAAUGUCUAUACAUACUGUGCCCCGACCUGAUCCUCCUGUAGUGCCUCCAUCCAUGGCAACAUCACAGGCUCCUGGACAGAUGAACGCUUCCACAGAAAAUAUCUUCUUCCCUUCACAGAGGAGUGCGGCUUCAUACCCGCCCCGUCAAACUCAGACACCUGUGACGCAAGUGAAUGCAUCUGCGUCUUACCCUCCUCCACGGCGGUCACCUGAAUAUCGGGAUGUGUCUAUAUCCGGCGAGGAGUGCAUAACUCCGUCUUGUUCUUUCUACUCCUCAAUGGAGACGUAUCCGUACUGCCACGAGUGCAAGGCAAAGUUGAAGAAGAUGAGGAGUAGCCAGCACCUACCUGGAGUUAGAGAAGACGAGGAGAGUGGGCACUCACUGUCUGCCUCCCGUUUGUCAUCUACCGGUCCUAACGAUGAGGUAUUUGGUGACCCGCAGUUUCGGAUGCCAAGUAUACUUGAAAGGCAACGCAGUUUGAGUUAUGAAGAGGAGUUGGAACAUGAUUUGCAGCAUCGGCGUGAUGAGCAACCACAUAGUAUUCCGUAUACUGCCAAUAGGGUUGGCUGUUUGUAUCCUGACUGCCCAAAACGUGGUAAGGGCAUUUGUGAGGGAAAGUGCCAUGAACAUUAUAGAGACAUUGGGUCUCGAGAUCUGCACAUGUUACGCACCGGAGAAAACCGGCCAAGGAGUAGGUCGCACUAUGACCAGAUGAUACCUAGAACUGAGAGGGAGGGUGAGAGAGGUGUAAGGGCAAACAGAGUGACAGCCAGUGCCAGUGAGACAAGAAGGACAGGCAGUGAGAGUCCUAGAACUGGACGCAGUGGAGCACCUGAACCUGGAACCAGAAGUCUCGAAAAUACAAAUACGCCAGCUUCUGCUGCUACCUAUCCGCCAAUGUCCCCUGUAAGAAUCGGGCAAAGUCGUGGUCGAGUUCCCGGUAAUAUUCUCGAGCCCACAUCGAUGAGGUUGCCAGAAACGUGUAGGACACCUGGCUGCACCAACCUGGGGUAUGAGCGAUCGGAGGGUUUCUGUCAAACAUGCUUCAACGCUAUAUCGUUAGCGACAGCAGGAAUGGCUCGUAACCCAAAACAGUCAGAUAUGGGAUUCCCACCCACUCCCCGCCUUCCGUGCCGAACUCCAAACUGUAUGAUCUAUGCUAAGCCAGAUAUGGAAGGAUAUUGUGAACUGUGUUUCCACAGACUCUUUGAUGAGCAACCUGGUUCAGUUUUAUCAUCAGUCUCUGAAUCAACCAGACCAAACCCUCCACAAAGCCCAACAAAUUUACAACAACCAAGGGCAGAGAAAUGUCCUGUUCCUACUUGUGAUCGGUACGGGGACCCCGCAUACAGAGGUAUGUGUAAGCAAUGCCUGGAUCUACAGACACAGACAAGAAGGACAGGGUUAGAACUUAAACGGAACCCAGAGCGCCAAAAUCCAACAAGAAAUCCUACAGCUGGGCCCACAACAACCUGUUCUGAAGUUCAUACGGUCUAUGAAACCGCUCAGAAAGAGAUCAUUGAGAGGGCGAGUAAAAAAGCGACCGGGCGCUGUAAAAAUUCACGUUGCCAGAAUUAUGGGAAUGCGUCCUGUCAUGGUUAUUGUAACAGCUGCUACCAGUCUAUGCAGUAGUGCAUGAGUAUUUGUAACCGGGUAAAAGAGUCUGUUGUUGGAGUGGCAUCGCUGAUUAUUAAACAAGACUUGCUUAUUUCUGUGAUGUGUUUCUGUAUGUUGAAAAUGGCCAGGGUAUCAAAGAAUGAGCCAAGCAGGCGUUUGCAGUGCAAUACUUUUGUGUUUUUUGCUUUUUAAAGCUAUUGAGAAAAUCAAAGCAGGACAGUCAGUUAUAGGCCUAUGAAUCUGAUGUCAGCUUUGUUUCUUUUUAUGUCGUUUUUUAUAGUGUUUGUAGGUAAUACAUUUAUAUGCUGCGAACCAGGAAGUAUUUAUGUUAACAAAUGCCUUGUUUAUGAGGCAGUGACAAUAACUGGUUAAAAGUUGAGUGUAAUAGAAAGUUGAAAAGUUAGUGAAAUCGAGCUGUAAAUUUAUUCACUCCUUCAAGAUGAGGGCAUUGAUUUUGAGUCAUACACAAUGGUUUGUCUGUUAAACAAGUUUACCAUUCUUAGAGGGGGACUAUAGGCAGGAGCAGUGGGGUUAAAUUGGCCAUCUUCGGGUGGCUUAUAUGCUCAGUAAGGGCACUGGCUCAUCUUAGAGUCAACACUAAAUAUAUUCAUCAUACACAUCUAAAUAGUUACGUACUGUGAGAUGGUAGAGACCCCUAUUGGCGAAAUUGCGUAACUUUAUCUUGCCUACCUAGCUGCUGCCUAUAGUGUCCCUUUAAAGGCAUGUGCUGUUUGUCAAAUAUUUAAGCUUUGUAAUUGAAUUUGAAUAUUUCAAAUUGUGUGCAUAUGUAUCGAACAUAGAUAUCAACAUUGCCGCUAUGUAGACAAUUAUAAAAAUAUCAUGAUACCAAAUUUCAGCUCAUUUGAAUGUGUAAUGAAUCCUCUACAUCAUUAUGUAUAUACAUGUAUAUGCAAUUCCAUUUCUGUUUUCCAGGCCAACCACCAGUAAUUACAAGCAAUGUACCUAUUUUAUAACAAAUAGCAAUACUUCAUUGAUCAUUUAUCAGUAAGAUUAUUUGUUUGACAUUGUUUCUGUACCUGCUAAUUUAACACAUUAACUGGUUAAAUUGUUAUAACUGGUUCACAUCAGUAUCACUGUCUUAUUCCUCGAUAAGUUUACAAUUUAAAAUUCUGUACAUGUAUAUUUAUUAUCAGGUAGUAAGAUUAAAUGGUUGCUGUAACACUUAUUUUUCAUAAUUAUCUGUUUGUCAUUAUAUUGUUGUAUUGCAUAUUCAGCUCAGUUCAUGUUGGGAUUGUGUUGUGUUCUUUGAUACUGUAAAUUUAUCUGCUACAGGGCCAUACUUUAAGUACCUCACAUUUGAGGGGGAGAGUUCAAGGAUUUGCGUACAUUGUACAAUUUCAUGUACAAUUGUACAUUAUUUGUACAAGUUGUACCAUUUCAUGUACAAUUUCAAAAUUUGUACAAUUUCAUGUACAAUUUCAUGUACAAUUGUAUAUUAUUUCUACAAUUUGUACAAUUUCAUGUACAUUUUAAAAAUUUUUGCGUACAGGAGAGGAGGUCCUGAACCUUGGAAUAAAUGUACUUUCUUUACUGUACAUGUGUGGUAUGGCCUCUAUCUAGUGUUAGCUAUGUUUUCCAAUGUGUAUUUUCUGCCGCAAAACUGGGGUAUAUGUACGUGUAGGGGUUAAAGAAUCUAUCAAGUGCUUUGAGGUUUUAUUAGAUUUAUGUGUAAUUUAUGCUGAUUACGGACUGUAAUAUUUGGAGGAAUGAAAAAAGGCCUUGGGUUUGAAAAGGACUUGUUUGAAUUUAAGAGAUCGCACACAGGGUAGAGGGCUUGUAUUUUGGGAAGGGUGUUGUUUUUGGCUGAGUCGGGAAUGGGGUUGGGUAAGGGGUUGGGUAGGGUAGGGUUUUGAACACAAUUAAGGGUGUUGGGUGCAUGUUGAAUUUGUCUUUUCAGCCCUGAUCUAAGCCAGCAUAUGAAUAUUCAUGUUCUUAUAUACAGGAUUAUCAGAACAAUUGCCUCUCUGUAAAUGUGGCAAUAUUUACAUGAAGUUUUAGUUGAGAAGCAAGAGAAUUUCCCCACAGAAUACAUUCAUGAGCAUGACCUACUUGCAUAAUUUGCAAAUUAUCUGACAUGUAGAAUUUUUAGAUAUAUCCUACAAUGCAUGUACAGUAUCAAUGAGUUUCUCGAACACUUUUAUGACUCCAUAAGAGACAUCUAUAGCCAGAGUAGGACAGAUUGAUAAACUGUGUGUCGAACAAUAUACAGUAGAACCCCUCUAUUAAGGACACCCUUGGGACUGACAAGUGCUGUCCGUAAUAGAGAGGUGUCCUGAUUAGAGAGGUCAAAUUGAAUGGAAACGAUCAAUUUGGGACCAAAACUAGUGUCCUUAAUAGAGAGGGUGUCCUUAAUAGAGAGGUGUCCGCUAAGAGAGGUUCUAGAUAUAACUUUGUGAAUUUGUUCUUUUUUUAUGCCCUUCUAAACAUAAAAUGCAGACAUUGAAAGUCACUAUGAAUCAAACUGAAAAAUUUACUUAAACAAAGAUUUAAAAUGGUCUCAAAUUUGUUUUAAUCUUGGUUUUGAAGAGUUUGGAAUAAUUUUGGUCUGUAAAUACUAUUUAGUACAAUAUUAAAUAACUUUUACCUUUAAAAGAUGAAUAAAACUAUUGGAUUAAGAUGUGCCACUGAGUUACUGUUAAUAAUUGAAAACAAAAGUUACAUGGCGUGACAAUUUUCUAUCUACAGUUUGGGUUUGAUUAAUUUGGAUUAUAUCAAAAUUGGAAUCUAGUUUUGAAUUUUUAAUCAUAUAUUAUUGCUGUAUAUAUUUGACUGCCAGUGAAUUUGUCAAUUUGAAAACGAAUUAUCCAAGGAAACUGUUACCAGUAAAUGUUCUAAUAAUAAUACUGGUCUGCAAAUACAACUGUAUGGUUUUGAGCUUGAAGGGCUUUGAGUGCAAUCUUGAGUGCCUCAUACAAAUGUAUAUAUCAUUAAUUGAUUGAGUUGCCAAAAAAGGGCAUCCUUUUGUGUUUUUGUAAUAAAUUUAAUUCGUUAACUAUA
Lineus longissimus is the source of this 6072-nucleotide messenger RNA. RefSeq names its product tumor necrosis factor alpha-induced protein 3-like. The record is from RefSeq and is a predicted model, not a curated record. NCBI's taxonomy places the organism in Eukaryota, Metazoa, Nemertea, Pilidiophora, Heteronemertea, Lineidae. Gene Ontology annotation, molecular function: zinc ion binding; K63-linked polyubiquitin modification-dependent protein binding; DNA binding. Bases 232 to 3069 code for a protein of 945 amino acids. Gene Ontology annotation, cellular component: nucleus; cytoplasm. The transcript has 7 exons. Gene Ontology annotation, biological process: protein deubiquitination involved in ubiquitin-dependent protein catabolic process; cytoskeleton organization; cell migration.